Molecule: messenger RNA, 492 nt
Organism: Agrilus planipennis (emerald ash borer)
Lineage: Eukaryota; Metazoa; Arthropoda; Insecta; Coleoptera; Buprestidae
Product: apolipoprotein D
Molecular function (GO): pigment binding
Source: RefSeq, a predicted model, not a curated record
UUAAUGAAAUUACAGCCAACAUAAUAUUCAGUUGUAGUUAACUUUUUGUUUAAGAUUGUAAUUUCAAAAUGAAUUUGUUCAUUGUUUUACUGUUUAUUUUAAGUCGUUUUUCUGACGCUCAAAUUGUUCAAUUAGGAGAAUGUCCAGAUGUAGAAACUGUAAUUGAUUUCAUACCAUCGAAGUACCUCGGUGUGUGGUAUGAAAACAGAAAAUAUCCAGCAAUUUUUGAAUUAGGAGGCAAAUGUAUCUCAUCACUCUAUACUGCUGAAUCUGAAGACACAAUAGGAGUAGAAAACAUGCAAAAAAAUAUUUUAACUGGCAAAUACAACGUUAUCAAUGGCAAUGCAACAAUACACGGAGAUGCAAAAGAUGGAAAAUUAAUUGUAACGCUUCCUUCAGCACCUUUUCCGGCACCGUAUUGGAUUUUGGAUACCGAUUAUGAUACUUAUUCGGUAGUUUGGUCCUGUGGGGAUUUGUUUUCGUUAAAUGCUC